Branchiostoma belcheri (Belcher's lancelet) is the source of this 1344-nucleotide messenger RNA. Its product is annotated as tyrosine kinase receptor Cad96Ca-like. NCBI's taxonomy places the organism in Eukaryota, Metazoa, Chordata, Leptocardii, Amphioxiformes, Branchiostomatidae. The transcript is spliced from 10 exons. Gene Ontology annotation, molecular function: protein binding; transmembrane receptor protein tyrosine kinase activity; ATP binding. Gene Ontology annotation, biological process: protein phosphorylation; multicellular organism development; cell surface receptor protein tyrosine kinase signaling pathway. Gene Ontology annotation, cellular component: signaling receptor complex. Bases 1 to 1344 code for a protein of 447 amino acids. The record is from RefSeq and is a predicted model, not a curated record.
AUGGCCGGCAGUGACAACAUCAACAGUAGUGGCAUACUGAACAGUGCCACAGGGGUCAUCAUUGUGUUUUGUCUCAUCUCUACAUCAGCAGCAAGAUGGACCAGUGAUCCCACAAUACUGAAGACCAGUCUUACCUUAAGCUGGGACGACACCGGCGUGGACAACUCGUUUGUAAAGUUCGUGGUUCAGCUGUACAGGAGCAAGGACAGGAACUGCCCUCUUGUAGACGUACCGUUUCCAGACCAGACCCUGACAAGUGUUCGAACUACUCUGUCCAACCUGCAGCCAGACACCACGUACAACCUUUCCGCCACGGCAGUGGCCAAGGGCAGGACGGGCCAGGCUAAGGUUGUAACCUUUACAACAGAGGCUGUCCCCGUUGAUCCAACACUCGUUGGUUCCGUCACGACCGCCCUCGUAGUCACCCUGAUCGCGGCAGCCUUCUGUACCGUGUGGAUAGUCAGGCGGCGCAAGUACAAGUUAGACCCGGCACAGCUAUUCAAGGAGGUUCUUGAGGAUAUCGUCGGUUCUGAGAAGAUGGAGCCAUGGCUGAAGAACAGAAAGGACCUGUUUCUUGAGGAGCUGAUCGGAGAGGGAGAAUUCGGUCACGUGAGGAAGGGCGUACUGAAGGAAGAUGGACAACAGGCCGUCAUUGUGGCUGCCAAGACGCUCAGAGUGGACCGAGCUAACGAGAUGACCUACCGGGACUUCGCAAAAGAAGCGAGCCUGCUGAUGGAGGUCAACAAUGACGGGGGUCACGUGAACAUCGUCAGUCUGGUUGGACUGGUAGUGGAUGGAGUAAAGAAGAAAGAUCCGCGAUACAUUCUUGUCGAGUACGCCGAGCCAGGAGAGUUACUCUGGUACCUGGUGAACGUCCAGAACAACCGGCACCAGGCUGGCUCUCCGCCGGGCUUAGGACGACAGCUCACCGAGGUGGCCAUCGACAUUGUCCGAGGGAUGGUCGAGCUACAACGCCGUCGGAUCACCCACCGUGACCUGGCGUGUAGGAACAUCGUCCUGUGUUCUCCUGACGGACAGGCCGGCCGGCUGGUCGCUAAAAUCUCCGACUUCGGACUGGCCCGUGACGUGUACGUGACGACACAGUACAUGAGACAUCCUCUGACAAAUGUGCUGCUUCCAAUAAAGUGGAUGGCGAUAGAGUCUCUGAUUGAGGGUGUGUACAGCUGCAAGAGUGACAUGUGGGGGUUCGGAGUCGUGCUGUGGGAGAUAGCGACUUUGGGAGGAACUCCUUAUCCCGAGGUUUAUGGGUACGAGACUCUGGUAACGAGGCUCCGCCGAGGGUACCGUCUGCAGAAACCGAACGGAUGUUCAGAAGAGCUGUAA